AUGAACGGCUACCGCUCCCCCUACCUGUACAUGGGCGGCCCGGUGUCGCAGCCGCCGCGGGCGCCCUUGCAGCGGACGCCCAAGUGCGCGCGCUGCCGGAACCACGGGGUGCUAUCCUGGCUUAAGGGCCACAAGCGCUACUGUCGCUUCAAGGACUGCACCUGCGAGAAGUGCAUCCUGAUCAUCGAGCGGCAGCGGGUGAUGGCGGCGCAGGUGGCGCUGCGGCGGCAGCAGGCCAACGAGAGCCUGGAGAGCCUCAUCCCGGACUCGCUGCGGGCUCUGCCAGGGCCUCCGCCGCGGGGGGACGCCGCGGCCACCGCCGCCACCGCCUCGCAGUCGUCGCCAGCCUCCCAGGCGUCCCAGCCGCCGGCGCCGCCUCGUCCUGCCGCCGAGUUGGCUGCGGCCGCUGCGCUGCGCUGGGUCGCCGAGCCCCAGCCCGGGACGCUGCCAGCGCAGCUUGCUAAGCCAGAUUUGACUGAAGACCGACUUGGGGACAGCAGUUCAGCAGACAAUGCUGCGGAGUCCUUCAGUGACAAAGACACCGACCAGAGGAGCUCCCCAGAUGUGGUCAAAAGCAAGAACUGCUUCACUCCGGAGAGCCCCGAGAUCGUGUCCGUGGAUGAAGGUGGGUACGCCGUGCAGAAAAACGGGGGCAACCCGGAGAGCUGCCCUGACAGCCCCAAGUACCACGCUGAGCAGAGCCAUCUCCUGAUCGAGGGCCCGUCAGGGACCGUCUCUCUGCCCUUCAGCUUGAAAGCCAACCGGCCACCCCUGGAAGUGUUGAAGAAAAUCUUUCCCAACCAGAAGCCCACUGUACUGGAGCUCAUCCUGAAAGGCUGCGGGGGCGACCUGGUCAGUGCCGUGGAGGUCCUGCUGUCCAGUCGGUCCUCCGCGGCUGGGGCGGAGCGGACGGCCGAAGAGAGCCUGGUGCUGCCCUCCAGCGGCCAUAUCUUUGAACACACGCUGGGCUCCUACCCUAUCUCUUCCUCCAAGUGGUCCGUGGGCUCUGCCUUCCGAGUCCCUGACACCUUACGCUUUUCCGCGGACUCCAGCAACGUGGUCCCCAACCCCUUGGCCGUGCCCCUGCAACAUCCUUUCCCCCAGCCACCCCGGUAUCCGCUGAUGCUGAGGAAUACUUUGGCCAGAAACCAGUCGAGCCCCUUUUUGCCCAAUGACGUCACCCUGUGGAAUACCAUGACACUGCAGCAGCAGUACCAGCUGAGGUCCCAGUAUGUCAGUCCAUUUCCCAGUAACUCCACUAGCGUCUUCCGGAGCUCGCCCGUGCUCUCCUCUCGCACCACAGAAGACCCUCGGAUCUCCAUCCCCGACGAUGGGUGUCCAAUCGUGACAAAGCAGUCCAUUUACACAGAGGAUGACUAUGAUGAGAGGUCCGACUCCUCAGAUUCUAGAAUACUCAACACGUCAUCCUAA
Molecule: messenger RNA, 1431 nt
Organism: Rattus rattus (black rat)
Lineage: Eukaryota; Metazoa; Chordata; Mammalia; Rodentia; Muridae
Gene: Dmrt3
Product: doublesex and mab-3 related transcription factor 3
Biological process (GO): regulation of transcription by RNA polymerase II; male sex differentiation
Cellular component (GO): nucleus
Molecular function (GO): RNA polymerase II cis-regulatory region sequence-specific DNA binding; protein binding; DNA-binding transcription factor activity, RNA polymerase II-specific
Source: RefSeq, a predicted model, not a curated record